This is a messenger RNA of Hemibagrus wyckioides, 2282 nucleotides long. RefSeq names its product dual specificity protein phosphatase 18-like. NCBI's taxonomy places the organism in Eukaryota, Metazoa, Chordata, Actinopteri, Siluriformes, Bagridae. The record is from RefSeq and is a predicted model, not a curated record. Gene Ontology annotation, biological process: protein dephosphorylation. Gene Ontology annotation, molecular function: MAP kinase tyrosine/serine/threonine phosphatase activity. The transcript is spliced from 2 exons. Bases 551 to 1102 code for a protein of 183 amino acids.
UGCAGUUUUUAUAAUUCGUUGUUGAGGGCUGUUAGUGCUAUAGUUCUGUCCUAUAUUGAAAAAAAAGAAAGAAAGAAAAUAACGUUUUAUUAAAGCAGUGACUGUUAGUGUUUUAUAUUAAGGCCAGAGAGAGAUGUUUAUUCAUAUUAUAACAAUGGCUUCUUGUCGGAGUCUGUCAACUCUUUAAAAUAGAAUUUAUUUCUAGACUAUUUAUUUCUGUCUGAGUCCUAAAGAUAGGAAGAAAGCAAUGUCAUCCACACCUGCACAAAACAACUGAAACAUUUAAGAACCAUUUAGACAUAUUACAUAGGCCACGUGUUUGACAAAACUAAAGCACCAAAAGAACAAUUGUGUUUUCAUAGUGAGGGUAUUUCAACUACUCGAUUCGUACCGGAAACACGAUUUGUACUGCGCAUGUGCGGAAAUGCGUCUACUUGUCUGAAAUAUGACGAAACGAUUUACGGCAGUUUCGGAUAACACUGUUGUUAUAAUACUACUAAUAAUAUAAUGCUAAAGCAUACUAACUCACAUAUCAUUAGGUUAACGCUCAAUGGACACACCAUGUCGAAUCCCUGCAUCUCGACUAGCCGGGCUGGGGCAGAUUACAGACUACCUUUACAUCAGCAGCGGCAAGACGGCCAAAGACAACUCGGUUUUAACUCGCCUCAAAAUGACCUGCAUCAUUAACGCUACACAGGACGUGGAAGAUGUUCGCAUUCCUUCUGUUGAAUAUAUUCGGGUGCCUGUUUCCGACUCUCCUGCAUCUCAGCUCCAAGAACAUUUCGACACGGUUGCAGACAAAAUACAUGCCGUGAGAGCGCAGUGCGGUCGCGUGCUUGUGCACUGCUGUGCAGGCGUGAGUCGCUCCGCGACGCUGUGUCUCGCCUACCUUGUGAAAUACCGCGACAUGUCGCUAAUGGACGCGCACACACUGGUCAGGGCGUGCAGGCCAAUCAUUCGACCUAACUGCGGUUUCUGGAAACAGCUGAUUGACUACGAGCGCAGUUUACGUGGAACGAAUUCUGUAAUGAUGGUGGCUUCUCCUUUGGGUCAGAUUCCGGACUUAUAUGAGAAAAACAGUAGGGAUUUAAUACCACUUUAAAACUGACAUAGCCUCUAAAUGACAUCUUUAGAAAUAAGCGAGUCAUAUCUCCGUGUAAAACUGGAUAAUACUGCCUAUUUUAUUUUAAGAUCUCCUCAGCAUUUCAAUAAAUUAAAUGGAUGUUUAACAAAAAAAAAAUCUGACACAAAUGUAUUAAUUCAUUCGUCUUCAGUACAAUUUAUUCUCUUCCUUUUAUUUUUGUUAGUUGAAAGAUUUACCAAUGGCAGAUGUGAAUCAUCACAUUGUUCUUCAGGUGUAACUUACAUUUCAUGUAUGCUUGUAUGUAGUUCAUGUGUGCAACAUUGUUUUCUGACAUACAGUAUAUUGCCAAAAGUUUUGGCAUGCUUUACACCACAGCAUCCAACGCUUUGUAUUGCACUUGGUGAUGUAAGGCUUGGAUGCAGCUGCUCGGCCAUGAAAACCCAUUCCAUGAAGUUCUCUACACGGUGUUCUUGAGCUAAUCUGAAGGCCACACAAAAUUUGGAGGUCUGUAGCUAUUGACUCUGCAAAAAGUUGGCGACUUCUGCGCACUGUGUGCCUCAGCAUGUGCUGACCCCGCUCUGUGAUUUUAUGUGGCCUACCACUUUGUGACUGAGUUGCUGUUGUUCCUAAUAGCUUCCACUGUGGUAUAAUACCACUAGACCAUAAAUUAUUUAGUAGUGAGGAGAUUUCACAAAUGGAUGUCUUGCACAGGUGGCAACCUAUCACAACACCACAAAUGUUUGUAGAAGCAGUCUGCAUGCUUGUGGUAAUUAAUUUUAUACACCUGUGGCCUUGAAAAUAAUUGGAACACCUGAAUUCAGUGGUUUGGAGGGAUGUUCCAAUACCUAUAGUGUAUAUUUCCUAAAACAAAUGAAAAACAGCACUUAUCAAAUUCUGCUACUGUAUGUUGACCUUUGUGUCUGGGGUACUUUGCCAGUAGGCUAUUAAAGGUAAGGUCAGGGAUUCACAAGUAAGAGCAUGUGUCAUUUUGUGAAGGUUCUUAUAUUCCAGCAGAAUUCCAAAUCUUUUGGGUCCAUUCCAGAACAGCAUUUGAAAAUUAUCCUAAUAGCAAAAUGGCAGUUUUGUAACAUAUUACACUGAAAAGAGUUCUUUAAUGAAGAUAAAACAUGCUCUUUAACAAUCCUUUUCAGUGUAUAUUCAGUAAUAUUUGUCCAUUACCUGGUUUUGUUAUAUAUUU